UUGAUUGAACGGCCAUUUCAACCAGUUAGCUAGCCUAGGCCUCUAUCAGUUAAGAAAAUUUUGCAACAAUAACAGUCGAAAUAACCAAAACUCAGAUCGCCCAGUUACUAUUACGCCAUAGCUGUCGUCAAUGUUGAAGUAGGAUACAUUAGUAUCUGCCCAGUUAUCUCAAAUCGGAGAUAACGUACAACUGAUUGAACUGAUACCUUUGAGCGUUAGUAUUUGUGAGGAUCGGAACUGUGCAACUACGUUAAAGAUAAUUUGGGACGAAAAUUAAGUAAAUAUGGUUCCACCGCCACCCCCGCCGCCACAACCAACGACUUCUAGUAUGGAAGAGGGUGUUAGAUUCGGAGGACCUGAAAAAUACAAAAUGUCAAGCUUCGUUGUAUGGAUAAACGUGUUAACUACUGUAACACAUUUCCUUCUGGGUGCAAUUGCUUUUACUGGUUUUCUUAUAGUAAAUCCCUUCUGGAAUGUGCCCAAGUUAUCGACGCACGUUUAUUUCGUAAUGAUAGGGUACAUGGUGCUGAUGAGCCAAGUGCUAUUAUCGUACAACCUCAACACGGGAUUCACAAAUAACUUGAGGUUCCCGCAGAAAAGGAUGUUUCACUGGGUCAUGCAAGUGAUUGGAGCAGGAAUUGCAUUCAUUGGGUGUUGUCUGGGACUAGCCGCAAAUGCUGAUGCAGAUAUUGAACAUCUAACAACUAAUCACGGAAUUAUUGGAUUCAUCGCAAUGUUGCUGACAGCCAUGAGCUUCGUGGGAGGAAUCAUGCACAUAAUAAAAUGGGAGCAAAUGAGCAACAAGUUCUUCGAGGGGUUGUAUGUAUGCGUUUUUACUUUAACUCUCAUCUUCGCCCACUCUGCAUUCUGCAUUCGAAUAGCAGAUUUCGGCAAUGGCGUUAGCGAAGUAAUGGUAAUAUUUUUCUCUGUGAUCGCAUUAAUUUUGACGUUAAUAAUGACUUUCAUUGAUUUGUUGGUACGCACGGGUUACUUUAUGUAGAUUUUAUUUAGUGUAGGAUAGGGUGUCAUUUCUGAAACAUGUACACUCGUGAGUAUCUAAAUUGUUGGAGAUGUGGUAAAAAAUAUUUUAUGGCGUCUUAGUAUUGAACUUGGGCUCAAUUUUCGCACGGCUAUCAAGUUUUCCUAUUUUUGCUAUACCUUUAAUUGCGCUACGUUACUAUGUCAUGAAUGAAAAUAUAACAAACCAAGUGUAAAUAGAUUUACCGAAAAAAGAGGUUGGUACCUUUGCCGACUUACCUAAUGCACGAACUACGGUGUUUAAAUUGAACUGUUUUUCUACAGUAUUUUCAUAUUAUUUAAAUUACAUUUGACUUAUUUACUGGCUCACUGCCCACGAGUGUACAUUUUCUGAAAAUUUAAUAGGAUAAUAAGAGAAAUUGCAUGCCCUGGUAAGUACUUUGUUUGUAUAUUUGUUCACAUGUUGAGUUACCUGCAGACAACAUUUAUGUAUUUCGUGAAUAUAUAAAAAUGAUGUCAUCGGUAAAGCAAUUACCUAUAGCAAUAUUCCAUUAUUAUCUACUACUUAAGUAGGUUGAUUAAUGGAAAAUAUUAUGCGUACCCAUACUUUAACUUAAUUUUUAUUUACCAUGUAUAAAAUUAAUAAAACAUUAAGUAAGUUA
Helicoverpa zea (corn earworm) is the source of this 1640-nucleotide messenger RNA. RefSeq lists its product as uncharacterized. Bases 284 to 1000 code for a protein of 238 amino acids. NCBI's taxonomy places the organism in Eukaryota, Metazoa, Arthropoda, Insecta, Lepidoptera, Noctuidae. The transcript is spliced from 3 exons. The record is from RefSeq and is a predicted model, not a curated record.